Messenger RNA from Adineta steineri, 933 nucleotides. NCBI's taxonomy places the organism in Eukaryota, Metazoa, Rotifera, Eurotatoria, Adinetida, Adinetidae. The record is from the annotation of a GenBank genome assembly.
AUGUCAACUGCACAAAAAAAAUGUGGUAAAUGCGAAAAAAUCGUUUAUCCAGCAGAAGAAAUCAAAUGUCUUGAUAAAUUUUGGCAUAAAGGAUGUUUGAAAUGUACAGUAUGUGGAAUGACUCUUAAUGUUAAAAAUGUUAAGGGUUAUGAUAGAAUGCCUUAUUGUAAUGUACAUUAUCCCCAACCAAAACCAACUGUUGUUGUUGAUAAUCCUGAAAUGCAACGCAUUCGUGCACUUACAGAUAUUCAAAGCAAUGCGAAAUAUCAUGAAGAUUUUAAUAAGAGCAAAGGAAAAUUUACAGCAGUUGCGGAUAAUCCAGAAUUAACACGAGCUAAAGAACAUCAACGGAUUGUUAGUCAAGCGGAAUAUACUGGCAAACGAAAAGAUAGUACAUCACAAAUUCUUGCUCAAGAUCAUAAUCAACAAUCAGAUGUGAAUAAUAGAAAUUUUAAUCCAUCUGGACCAACAGUUGGUCGUGUGGCUGAUUAUGAUCCGAUCAAUGAUGAUCGUGGUUCAUUAGCACGUGGAUAUGAACCAACAUCAAAAGCAAUGCAUGCUUCAAAAUAUGAAAUAAAUCCCAAAAAUGCUCUUCAAUCAAAUGUAAAAACUGAUAAUAAUGGUAAUGGAAAUAGCAACAAAAAUUCUUAUCAUCAAUAUGAAGAUGAACAACAAAUUCCAUCAAAUAAUAAUAAUAAUCAUGAUGAUAAUCAUCAUUCCGAGCAAUAUUCACAUGGUGAUAAUCGAUCAACACAGAUGAAAGUUCGUGCACUUUAUUCAUAUACAGCAGCUGAAUCGGAUGAAAUAAGUUUUACCGAAGGUGAUACACUUGUUGAAUGUGAACAAAUUGAUGAUGGCUGGAUGUUAGGUAGAAAUCCCAAAACAGGUCAACAAGGUUUACUUCCAUCAAAUUAUGUCGAAAUUAUACAAUGA